Molecule: messenger RNA, 1716 nt
Organism: Lolium perenne
Lineage: Eukaryota; Viridiplantae; Streptophyta; Magnoliopsida; Poales; Poaceae
Molecular function (GO): microtubule binding
Source: RefSeq, a predicted model, not a curated record
UGGAAAUUAAGCGAGUAACAACCUCCAACCCAGACACUGUCACCACCACCUCCACGCCCCUGCUGUCCCCUCCCUUCUCCCUCGGCCCUCGCCUCCUUCCUCCUCCGUGGGAGUCGGCGAGCCGCCGCCCGUCUCUUUUGCCGGGCACCGAGCUCCUCCGCCACGCCAUUCCAACUGCUGUCCUCCGGCGAGGGGAACGGAGCAUGAUUCCGUGGCAAGGUUGAAUGGCAGCGAGUUAGGGAUACACGAGACUGUGCUCGGCAGAAGGGUUUCUAAUAACCAGGAAAGAGGUCGGACGUGGCCAGGAUGGAUGAUGUUGCUGAUGUUGCUGAUGCUAUGGGUGCGGUGACUAUAGAGAAUGGGGUCAAUGGCAAGCUGGUGCUGCCUGACGCUGUAGAGGAACACGGCGAACAUCAUGAUGCACAGGCCAAUAGGGACCAUUCGGGGGAGAGCGAGGUUAUCAACCCGCACGAAGAGGCAGGUGGGGAGGCUAGCUCACAUCCAGAAGGGAAGAAGACCCGCCCUUCUAAGGGAUCUCCAAGUCAUGGUCCUAAGGCUGCAAGGACUAGGACCCCAAAGAGUGGAGAUGGAGGUCUAGCAAGGAAAAGCACCCCUACUUCCUCUAAUCGUAAGGCACCAAUUGCGAGAGUAUUGCAUGCAGACUCAGGCUCAUGUACAAACGGUGAUUCGAGUGUUGAUAAGACCAAAAAUGGGAAGACUGAGUCUCGCUCGUCUGCCAAGGAGUCAUCAUUGCUUGAGGCCACAAAAUCCAGGGAGAAAAGUAAAACUCAAAAGCCAUCAGACGAGCAUUCUUCCAUCAAACGAGAUGAAGAGGAUUUAAAUAGUGAAAGUUCAAAAGCUCGAAAGGCUGGUGGCACUCCUGCCUAUGGAUUCAGUUUCAAGUGUGACGAGAGAGCUGAAAAAAGAAGAGAGUUUUACUCAAAACUUGAGGAGAAGAUUCACGCAAGAGAAAUGGAAAUAAGCAAUAUGCAAGCAAAAUCAAAGGAGACUGAAGAAGCUGAACUCAAAAUGCUGAGAAAAAGCUUAAAGUUCAAGGCAGCACCGAUGCCAAGCUUCUCCCCACCGCCAAAGGUUGAGUUGAAGAAGAUUCCUCCCACUAGAGCUAAAUCACCAAAGCUUGGCCGUUCGAAGAACAAGUCCGGGGCAGAGACUGAAGAAAGUACCACUCCUUCAAGCCGGCCUAUCCGUAUGAGUCUUGAUGUGAAUAUUUCGCAAAAUGGUGCAAAGAAAGCAACCCCAUCAAAUGUGGCAAAGAAGCCCCAGAGGAAGUCACUCCCCAAAUUACCUUCAGAGGAAAGCGGUCCACUUGAGGCGAAACAGCUAAAGAGCACCGACAUAAACACAGAUAGUUAUCAGGAGUCAGGAGCGUCGCCAGCAAAGCAGCUUCAAGAAACUGAGUCGAUUGCCGACAAUGUGCAGGAGCCAAUCCGAGCUAGAGUUACUCCUGACGACCAGGAACUCGAUGAACAGUCCGUGUAAUGAAGGUCAUGGCUUGCGGAUCCUUCGAUUUUGUGGUGGCAGGGCAGGUGUGCCUCUGGCGUAGUUGUGUAUUGUUGCUUGAUAAUUUCGAUAGUAUGUUUAGUAGCCUAUGUUUUGUAACCAACACACUUGUCUCAUCGUCCUGGAGUUUCAUCUGUACUGCUUCUGUCCAUAUUCUGCUUCUGUCCAUAAUCGUAAGCGAGGCUUCAGUCGUCA